Molecule: messenger RNA, 3532 nt
Organism: Cygnus olor (mute swan)
Lineage: Eukaryota; Metazoa; Chordata; Aves; Anseriformes; Anatidae
Gene: BUD13
Product: BUD13 homolog
Exons: 13
Coding region: 66-2096 (676 amino acids)
Biological process (GO): mRNA splicing, via spliceosome
Cellular component (GO): RES complex; U2-type spliceosomal complex
Molecular function (GO): RNA binding
Source: RefSeq, a predicted model, not a curated record
CGCCGCCCCUGACCACGCCCCCGCGCCGCCCCGUGUCCCUCGGCGGCCGCCGUCCCCGUCCCGCGAUGGCGGCGCGGGGCCUGUCGAAGGCGCAGUACCUGCAGCGCUACCUCAGCGGCCCGCCCGCCGCCGCCCAGCCCCGCCGCCGCCGCAGGAAGAAGCCGCCGGGCGCCGCCAGGGCCGGGAUGCGGAUCGUGGACGACGACGUGAGCUGGAGCAGCCUGGCCGCCGGCGGGGAGCAGGAGGAGGAGGAGGACGAGGGCGACCUGCCCGUGGUGGCAGAGUUCGUUGAUGAGCGUCCCGAUGAAGUAAAGCUCAUGGAGGAGUUCCGAACAAAUACGAAAUGGAAGCUUCUAGGAGACCAGAAUGAAGACUCCCAGAGUUCGGACAUCUCAGUAGCUGCCAAAUCUACCACAAGGCGACAGCGCCACGACUCCCCAGACAACACGCCACCAAGGCAACUGCGGCAUGACUCCCCGGAUCUGUCUCCUCCUAGGCGAGAGAAAAACAAUUCCCCCAGCCUCUUACCUCCCAGGCAACAGCGCCACGACUCCCCCGAUCUCUCCCCGCCGAGACGGAAGCGCCACGACUCCCCCGAUCUCUCCCCGCCGAGACGGAAGCGCCACGACUCCCCCGAUCUCUCCCCGCCGAGACGGAAGCGCCACGACUCCCCCGAUCUCUCCCCGCCGAGACGGAAGCGCCACGACUCCCCCGAUCUCUCCCCGCCGAGACGGAAGCGCCACGACUCCCCCGAUCUCUCCCCGCCGAGACGGAAGCGCCACGACUCCCCCGAUCUCUCCCCGCCGAGACGGAAGCGCCACGACUCCCCCGAUCUCUCCCCGCCGAGACGGAAGCGCCACGACUCCCCCGAUCUCUCCCCGCCGAGACGGAAGCGCCACGACUCUCCAGAGCCAUCACCUCCCAAGCAACAGCGCCACGACUCCCCCGAUCUCUCUCCUCCGAGACGGAAGCGCCACGACUCCCCCGAUGUCUCUCCAAAGAGAGUCAGUUCAGCAAUGGGAAAAAAGGGCUGCAAAACAACGGAAAAGUCACUGUCAGGGGGGAUGCAAGGAGAGCAACCUCAUCUCCAGCAUGGCUUCUCUGACAAGUCCUCGUCACGUCAGAAGCGGCAGGCUACUCCAGAUCUGUCCCCGCCACGGAAGAAGAGAGACGAUUCUGACCCGGAUUCAUCGCCACGUCGGCAAAAGAGGUCUGGGUCACCUAGUCAGAAAAAGCCGAGUAGAACAAAAGGUGCUUCCCCGGACACGAAAAAGCCUAGGCACGUGCCCUCGCCUCAGAGGUGCCUGAGGCAUGGCUCCGAUUCGCCGCCUCCACGGAGGGCCACCCGCAACGCCUCCGAUGCAGACCUUUCUCCCCAGCGGAAGGAUCGCAGGACUCUGCCCACUGGGAAGGAUCAGCAGAGCUCGAGGAGUCCCACUGAUCUCUCGCCUCAUCACCACCGUGACUCCAAGGGAUCUCCCAAGAAGGCAAACAUGAUGAUGUCUGGGGUCAAAGCUGGCUUGGUGUCGGCUGAUGUGCUGCGGAGGGAGCAGCAAGAGCUCAAGAAGCGUGAGAGAAGUAACAAGCGCUUGGAAGAGGAAUCCCGGCACACUGAAACCAUCUUCCGAGACAAGUCAGGCCGCAAGAGGGACCUUGCGCAGGAACGACUUGAGCAGAAGCAGAAAGAUGAAGCCAAGUCCGAGAGAGAUGAACAGUACGCCAGAUGGGGAAAAGGGCUAGCACAGGGGAGGCAACAGCAGCAGAAUGUGGAAGAUGCAAUAAAAGAGAUGCAGAAGCCACUGGCCCGUUAUAUUGAUGAUCAGGAUCUGGAUCGAAUGCUGCGAGAACAGGAGAGAGAAGGAGACCCCAUGGCUGACUUCAUCAAAAAAAGGAAGGCCAAGGAGAACAAAGAAAAGAAAGAAAAACCUAGGUACAAUGGACCAGCACCUCCACUCAACAGAUUUAACAUAUGGCCGGGGCAUCGCUGGGAUGGCGUGGACAGGUCCAAUGGAUUUGAGCAGCAGCGCUUUGCCAGGAUAGCCAACAAGAAGGCGGUUCAGGAGCUUGCGUACAAGUGGAGCGUUGAGGACAUGUAGGCAGAAGAAAACCAUGCAGAACAGCACGCCUGGACUAGAGGGCCACCUUCUACCGCUGCCGGGGCCGUAAGUAGCGGCUCCCUCUGCCUGGACCAAGCGCUGCCCUCAGCGUAUCCCGGUGGGCCGCCUGCCAAGAGGCAAGGCUGCAUUUAGAGGAGAGCUGCUGAAAGAGGAUUUCCUGCCAGCCAGCGUGGACUAGCGUGGAGAGCUGCAGCGGUGCUACGUGGGGUGCUGCAGUGGCCGAGUGUGCUGGAGAGGCGCAGUGGCUGCUGCCUGCCGCUGCUCUCUGGCGCUCCCUCGUGUGGUGCUGCAGACACAGACUCCUGGCCUGUGUAUUCCUCGUCUAACAAGCUGUAGAAACUAUGCUGAAUUGUUUUAUGCCAAAUGCUUUGUCCUCUGAAGGUGGUUUACAGAUCUUCAGGUGUCUUAAAUCUCAGGGUUUUUCAUGGUGAAAGUAUGCUGAGAACUUGGUCGCUGGAGAGUUAACCUCAUCCAGUAGGUCAGUCUGUUCCAGUCGUGGUUGAGUUCUUCCAGAGAGCAUCCGUGCCCUAACGCUCAGUACUGUGAGCUGAUUUGCCUCUGGGCUCCUGUCAGAUCUGCCCCCAUGUCCUUGCUAGUGAGCCCAGGGGGCUUCUCUUCAGUUUUGUGCAGCUAUUGUGCCCGCUAGUUCACGGAGUCAUCGGCUUGCAGUGAAAUUAGUAAAGCAGAGCUGCUCCUUGUCCUGCUGGAGUUGUGCCAGGCGGGUUGGUCUGUGGCAGGAAGCUGCUUGCUGUGUAUCUGUCGCUCUGGUUCUACCCUGGAAGAGGCUGAAAGAACAACACGCGAUGUUAUACUUGAAGGCAAAAUCUUCAGAAGCUCCAGCAGCUCCUUGGGGGUCGAUUUCUUGUGGAAAUAAACAUGCAGAGGCCGCUUAAACUGUUUCCCCUGACCGUUAUUUGCUUCAGAGUAGCUAAUGGUCAUGGAUGAGUCCCCACAGAUGUUUCUCCGGACAGUGCUGCUUGGCACUUCCUUACCACUGCUGCCUGGGGGCUCGCUCCAGCGUGGGACGUAACCCCUCUCUUGUGAUCAGAGUUGUCGGGCUUGGAGCUGGAGGCCAGGCGGAGUGUUUCGCUCAAACCCUGCUUGCGAGAAAGCACUUCUGGAAAUAAAUACAGUUGUUCUUGUUUACGUCCCAGAGAGCAUGUAUUAACUGCAGCCAGCAGUUUCCAUGGAGAUGCCUUGUCUUCAACAGUGAUCAGGGGCCAGUCAUCAGCAUUGCUCUUUGCAGCGAUUCGCGAGCAGUAGGAGGGCUGUGGGUGAGAAUAUAAUGACAAAGUUUUCUCUGGAGUGUGUGAGCCUUGAGACUUUCUUCCCUGUUUUUCAUUCCCUGUUAUGUUUCUAGCCGUCCUGAAAUCUGUAUGUACACUUGUAAAUAACAGCUUUCUUUUUUUACUUGA